ACUGUGAAGCAAACUGGAAACUAGACGACUGACUGAGAGAUUCCUGUUGUCGUUUGCUAACGUCGCUGCAGCCUCUCCCCUUCUGUUUUAUGAGAAAAGGACAGCGGCUCCAGUCGCUCCACGGAGGUUUGUGGUGCUCCUCUUUAGAGUUUCCUGCUGUUACAUGGUAACACAGAGCUGAAGUCUAGAGGGUGUUGAAGAUGGCAGUGUGGAUCCAGGCCCAGCAGCUCCAGGGAGAUGCUCUGCACCAGAUGCAGUCUCUGUAUGGCCAGCACUUCCCCAUUGAGGUGCGGCAUUAUCUGUCCCAGUGGAUAGAGGGCCAGCUCUGGGAUGUCAUAGACCUAGAGAACCCGCAGGAGGAGUUCAAGGCCAAGCGCCUCCUGGACAGUCUGAUACAGGAGCUGCAGAACAAGGCUGAGCACCAGGUGGGAGAAGAUGGCUUCCUCCUCAAAAUCAAACUGGGACACUACGCCAACCAGCUCAAGAGCACGUAUGACCGCUGUCCUCUGGAGCUGGUCCGAUGCAUCAAACACAUCCUCUACACAGAGCAGCGGCUCGUCAGAGAGGCUACAAAUUCGAGCUCUCCGGUGGGCGGGAUGAUGGACAGCAUGUCUCAGAAAUACCAACAGAUCAACCAAGCUUUUGAGGAGCUUCGUCUGAUGACCAGCGACACUGAGAACGAUCUGCGCAAACUUCAGCACAACCAGGAGUACUUCAUCAUCCAGUACCAGGAGAGCCUCCGCAUCCAGGCUCAGCUGACCAGCCUGGCCACGCUGCCCCCUGCUGACCGACAGCUACGGGAGCCUGCCCUUCUCAGCAAGAGAGCCACUGUGGAGACAUGGCUGACCAGAGAGGCCAACACACUACAGAAAUACAGACUGGACCUGGCAGAGAAGCACCAGAAAACACUGCAGCUGUUGAGGAAGCAGCAGACCAUCAUUCUGGAUGACGAGCUGAUCCAGUGGAAGAGACGGCAACAGCUGGCAGGCAACGGGGGCCCACCAGAGGGAGGCCUGGACAUCCUGCAGUCCUGGUGUGAGAAGUUGGCAGAAACUAUCUGGCAGAACAGGCAACAGAUUCGGAGGGCAGAGCACCUCAGACAACAGCUGCCCAUCCCUGGUCCCAUUGAAGAGCUACUCAACGAACUAAACAGCACUAUCACGGAUAUCAUUUCUGCACUGGUUACCAGCACCUUCAUCAUCGAGAAACAGCCUCCACAGGUGUUAAAAACCCAAACCAAGUUUGCCGCUACAGUUCGGCUCUUAGUGGGAGGGAAGUUGAACGUGCACAUGAACCCUCCGCAGGUCAAAGCAACCAUCAUUAGUGAACAGCAAGCCAAGGCCCUGCUGAAGAAUGAGAACACAAGGAAUGACAGCAGUGGAGAAAUUCUCAACAAUAACUGUGUGAUGGAGUACCACCAGACUACAGGCACUCUCAGUGCCCACUUCAGGAACAUGUCUUUGAAGAGGAUCAAGCGAUCGGACAGGCGAGGAGCAGAGUCUGUCACAGAGGAGAAGUUCACCAUUCUGUUCGAGUCCCAGUUUAGUGUUGGAGGCAAUGAGCUUGUCUUUCAAGUGAAGACAUUAUCACUUCCUGUAGUGGUGAUCGUUCAUGGUAGCCAGGACAAUAAUGCCACAGCAACCGUGUUGUGGGACAACGCUUUUGCAGAGCCGGGACGGGUGCCUUUCCUCGUGCCAGAUAAAGUUCUUUGGCCUCAGCUGUGUGAUGCCAUCAACAUGAAGUACAAGGCUGAGGUGCAGAGUAACCGAGGCCUGUCCGAGGAGAACCUGGUCUUCCUGGCUCAAAAGGCCUUCAGCAUCUCCAGCAACAACCCUGAAGACUACCGCAACAUGACUAUGACCUGGUCACAGUUUAACAGGGAAAGCCUGCCAGGGAGAAACUUCACAUUUUGGCAAUGGUUUGAUGGUGUGAUGGAACUCACAAAAAAGCAUCUCAAACCACACUGGAAUGACGGAGCCAUCUUGGGCUUCGUGAACAAGCAGCAGGCUCAGGACAUGCUGAUGUCCAAACCCAAUGGUACUUUCCUUCUGCGCUUUAGUGACUCUGAGAUCGGAGGGAUUACAAUAGCCUGGGUGGCAGAAAAUCCUAACAAAGCAGGUGAGAGAAUGGUUUGGAACCUCAUGCCCUACACAACCAAAGACUUCUCCAUUCGCUCCCUGGCUGACCGCAUCAGCGAUCUCAAUCACCUCCUGUUCCUCUACCCCGACAGACCCAAAGAUGAGGUUUUCUCCAAAUAUUACACCCCGCCUCUCUCCAAAGCAGUGGACGGCUAUGUGAAACCACAGAUCAAACAAGUGGUGCCCGAGUUUGCUACAGCCAAUCCAGACCCUACAAGCGGGAAUCCAACCUAUAUGGAUCACGGCGCAUCCCCAGCACCUGUCAGUCACGCUCACACCUAUGGCAUAUACCCUAUAAGUGACUCUAUGUUGGACACGGAUGGAGACUUCGACCUGGAUGACACCAUGGACGUGGCGAGGCAUGUAGAGGAGCUCCUCCGGAGGCCUGUGGAGAGCCAGUGGGGUGGCCAACAGUCAUGACCCUUGACCUUUUAACCUGCGACAACACCAAAUGAACCCUGCCUCCCACUUGCAUUGACAUUUUUCAUGGUUUAAUUCCAUUCAUUUCUCUUUGGUUUCAGAUAGCUGUAAUGUGAAAUGUGUUAAUAAUGGUUGUGAUUUUUUUUUUUCUUUUCAGCAUGAGAGCAUGCACGUCCGUGACUUCUCUUAGUUUUAUUUGUGUCCAUAAGUGUUUGUAAAACAGGCUAGGUAUAAUGCAAAACCUACAAUGUUACAGUAUUGUGAAAAAAAAAAGAAGAAGUAACGUUCACUCA
Molecule: messenger RNA, 2851 nt
Organism: Toxotes jaculatrix (banded archerfish)
Lineage: Eukaryota; Metazoa; Chordata; Actinopteri; Toxotidae
Gene: stat5a
Product: signal transducer and activator of transcription 5a
Exons: 20
Coding region: 201-2558 (785 amino acids)
Biological process (GO): cell surface receptor signaling pathway via JAK-STAT; response to peptide hormone; growth hormone receptor signaling pathway via JAK-STAT
Molecular function (GO): DNA-binding transcription factor activity, RNA polymerase II-specific; RNA polymerase II cis-regulatory region sequence-specific DNA binding
Source: RefSeq, a predicted model, not a curated record